AUGGUUAAGGAUCCACUUAUGGAUAGUGGAAGGCGGUAUCUUACUGUAAGAACAAGGAAGGGACGAGAUUGCGGCUCUUUUGGCGAUAGCGUCAGCUGCCUCGUUCCCCUCCACCCCAGAGUGGCCACGGACCCAGUUAAGGGUGAUGCGAUUGUGGUGGCUAUUUCUGAUAAGCAUUUUCUGAAUGGUGGGAACCAGUCUUCAUUGAUGUGGUGGAGUGCCUUGGUGAUAGAGAUGGCCUCCAAUUUUGAUUCUUUUGAAUGGGAUUACUCCUGCAGUAGUAUUUCGUUAAAGGAAAGCAGAAGGGGGGAGAGUAUAGAAAGCAUUAAAUGGAGGAGGACUGCAUCUGGACAUUGGACUAGAGCCGCGUCCUCCUCUUUUGAAUCUUCUGUUCCUCGUAGAUUCGACUCGAUUAUUUCCGAUUUUCAUUCCAGUAGAUCUGACAAUUUGGACGAAGAUGUACGCAAUAUUCCUUUGCGGUAUUCAGAAAGCGAUUCUCUUAGCAAUACUGAUUACGAGUACGAAGACGUAGGCGAUCAUACGAAAUCAAAAACGUUUUCUGAAAAUCACGACGUUGAUCAAAAACUUCGUAGGGAUAAUUAUUUAGGAAAUACUCAAAACUGCAAGAAUAAAUUUUUAAGCCAAAUUCACAACGGAUCACAGAAACAAGAGCCAUUGCCUCUCGGCGAUAAAGAAUCUUUGGUAACUCUCCGCCCUGAAGCAUCUUUGACUAAUUUGAAGCAAGUUCAAAAAUGUUUUUCUAGAGCACAAGAAAAACGUGAUUCCGAUUCAGAAAUUUCAAAAGUGCGAGCAUCAAAACGAAUUGAAUCGGAGACAAAGACAAUAGCGAAGAGUCAUUUGAAUGCUCCUCGUCCAGAAUUUACAAAAACUCAAAUUUCUUCUGUUAGUAAAACUCGACAGAAAAAUUCGGUAGGAAGAAAUAAGAAAAUUUAUCGCAAACGCAGAUAUAAACGUUAUCCAAAAUCCGUAUUGACUGAUGAAUCUUCCCCAUCACCGAUACGUAAGAAAGGAGAACGAAUUUCAAAGCCCCGUAAACAAUUACCAUCGGUCGAUCAAAGUGAAAAUUUGAAGCUGUACGAAUUAACACAAUCGUGAGGAAAGAAAAUGAAUGACGAAGAUUAUAAAGCUAUUAAAAUAUACUUAAGAAAUGAAUCAAAACAGAUUAAUGAAAUUAUAUACAAUUUGUUUUUCUUCGUAAUUAAAAACAUUUUCA
Messenger RNA from Centruroides sculpturatus (bark scorpion), 1234 nucleotides. RefSeq lists its product as uncharacterized. The coding region runs from base 1 to 1116 and encodes 371 amino acids. The transcript is spliced from 4 exons. The record is from RefSeq and is a predicted model, not a curated record. Lineage: Eukaryota; Metazoa; Arthropoda; Arachnida; Scorpiones; Buthidae.